GCAGGUUCUGCGCUAGCUGCCGAGCGGCACCGGGAGCCGGAGCGGAGUGAACGUGGGGCGGUAGCGGCCAGCGGAACAGCAAUGGAAGAAGACAGUGAAGAAAUGCAUCCAAUCAACCUUAAGAAGAUUUCCCAGUAGCCUCGUGUGCUUUAAUUUGCAUCUCACUAUCAUUGGCCAGAAUUUGUCAUGUGGUCAGAGUCAGCCGCAAUAAAAGCUGGGAAAUGUAUUUUUAAAACUAUGCUCAUUACCUCUAUUGUGAGAUGGGGACUGAAAACAAAGCGGUGAUUAAGGAAGAAAUUUUUGAAGAAUCUGAGCUGCAUGGGCCAACGUCAGAAAAACUUCCAAAAGUGGUUUACCAAGUUCGUGGGUUUGGAGCAGCUUGUGAAGAAGACAUAUUAGAGGGACAUUCGAGAGAGUCCUCAGAAGACAUUACACAACAGAUGUCUCCCCAGGAGAGAGAUUUUGCACCAGGGUUGAUAAUCUUUAAGAAAUCACCCUCAAGUGAGAAAGACCAACAGGAUAGUGAAAGUGAGAGAGGCUGCAGUCCUACUCCUAAUCUGGUGACACAUCAGGGAGAUGCUACAGCAGGGAGUGUCAGUACAUUUGCUACCUCUGGCCAGAAUUUUAUAGAGAAUUUAGAACCUAACAGAAUUCGGAGGACAUCUAUGGGGGAAAAGCCUCAUUCAUGUAAAGAAUGUGGGAAAGCCUUUAAUCAGAACUCACAUCUCAUCCAGCAUAUGAGAGUUCAUAGUGGAGAAAAACCCUUUGAAUGCAAAGAAUGUGGAAAGACAUUUGGAACUAACUCAAGCCUUCGAAGACACCUGAGGAUUCAUGCUGGAGAGAAACCCUUUGCUUGUAAUGAAUGUGGAAAGGCCUUCAUCCAGAGUUCACAUCUUAUCCACCAUCAUAGGAUUCACACCGGAGAGAGACCCUAUAAAUGUGAAGAAUGUGGUAAAGCCUUCAGUCAGAAUUCAGCCCUUAUUCUACAUCAGAGAAUCCACACUGGAGAGAAACCUUAUGAAUGUAAUGAGUGUGGGAAGACCUUUAGGGUUAGCUCACAGCUUAUUCAGCAUCAGAGAAUUCAUACUGAAGAAAGAUACCAUGAGUGCAACGAGUGUGGCAAAGCCUUCAAGCAUAGCUCAGGCCUUAUUAGACACCAGAAAAUUCAUACUGGAGAAAAACCCUAUCUGUGUAAUGAAUGUGGGAAGGGCUUUGGUCAGAGUUCUGAACUUAUUCGGCAUCAAAGAAUUCACACAGGAGACAAACCCUACGAAUGUAACGAAUGUGGGAAAACCUUUGGCCAGAACUCAGAGAUUAUUAGACACAUUAGAAUUCAUACUGGUGAGAAGCCCUAUGUAUGUAAAGAAUGUGGGAAGGCCUUUAGGGGGAAUUCAGAACUUCUUAGACAUGAGAGAAUUCACACUGGAGAGAAACCCUAUGAGUGUUUCGAGUGUGGGAAGGCCUUCAGGCGGACAUCUCACCUUAUUGUCCACCAGAGGAUCCAUACUGGAGAAAAACCCCAUCAAUGUAAUGAGUGUGCAAGAACCUUUUGGGAUAACUCUGAGCUGCUUCUCCACCAAAAAAUUCAUAUUGGAGAAAAGCCUUAUGAGUGUAGUGAGUGUGAGAAAACAUUCAGCCAGCACUCCCAACUUACCAUACAUCAGAGAAUUCACACUGGAGAGAAGCCUUAUGAGUGUCAAGAGUGUCAGAAGACCUUCAGUCGGAGCUCUCACCUCCUCCGACAUCAAAGCAUUCAUUGUAUGGAAUGACCUGCAAAAUAGAAAAACUUUUUUGGGAAAGGCUAACGUCAGACUUAUUUGUCAUAAUAUUCACACAUCCCAAAUUCUCAGAUGAAAUGAAAAGAAAGAACCUCUCUUAAUUUCAAUAGUUGGUUGAAAAAGGAUGAGGCACUUUUAUGAACUAUUCAUUGAGAAGUUUUAUGUACUGGGUUAAAUCAUAAAAGCUGUCUCAGGCCUUAAUUCUCAUUUGUCCCUUUUCCCUUCCCUUCUUUCCUUCUCCCCCAGUGGGUUAUAUAACAUUAGGGGUCUGUAUCUGCCAUCUGCCCUACAUGGUUGCUUUUCUAAAAAAUGGGGGAACAGGAUUCACCACCUCCUAAAAAUUACAGAGUUGACUCAUUGAAUUUACGCCAUGAAAAACAUGUUAGAAAGUYAUGACCUAGAUGACACAUCUCAUUCUUGUGUCCACUGUUUAGCCUUGGAAUAAUUUAGCAUGCUUCUAUUAAUAGCCUCAAAAUCUYCCAGCUAUGCUAUCAAGUUCCCUUAGAAGAUGGCAGCAUUAAUGAAAAAGCAGGAAGCUUGGGUCAUUUCACAUUUCCUGCUAGGUUUCCUCAUUCAUCUGAAGAGGGUAUCAUUGAAGGAGGAAACUGACAGUCCAUUUACAGAAUUGUAAGUGAAGGCCAUAGGAUCCAAAGGGACUGAUUAGGCAAGGCCACAGGAUAAACAGUUGAGGCCAGAAUACUCAGCAUGGGCAAAGGGUCUCCUUGGCAGCUAUCCCCACUUCAGGGCUGCUCAGACUGACUGCUACAAGAAUUCUGCUGCGUUUGCUUUUGGUCCCAGCUUCUGCUGCUGCUGCUGCUAAAUAAGGAAGUAUCAAAGAGAACUGUGUGGUUUCACAUCUACUAGUCAUCUGGCCACAGUAACGAGCUGGUUCACCUGACUAACCAGGCCUGGCUUUGCCAAAGCACGUUAACACUCAUAACCUGGAUCCCACUGCUGCUGGUUCUGAUGGGCUGAAAUAUGAUAGCUUCUUCUUGGUCUGAUGGUCUUGAAAUUUUCUGUUUUCAACAUCUUUACAUGUUUUUUGUAUUCUAUAUGUCAUUUCUUC
Molecule: messenger RNA, 2844 nt
Organism: Urocitellus parryii (Arctic ground squirrel)
Lineage: Eukaryota; Metazoa; Chordata; Mammalia; Rodentia; Sciuridae
Gene: Zfp3
Product: ZFP3 zinc finger protein
Biological process (GO): regulation of cytokine production; regulation of immune system process; negative regulation of transcription by RNA polymerase II
Cellular component (GO): nucleus; nucleoplasm
Molecular function (GO): RNA polymerase II cis-regulatory region sequence-specific DNA binding; DNA-binding transcription repressor activity, RNA polymerase II-specific
Source: RefSeq, a predicted model, not a curated record